CGACGACAUAAAAAAUAAUUUCUACUAUUGUGUUAUCGUCUUUAGUAAGAGUUGUGGGGAAAAUUCGAAAAAUACUUUAAAAAAAUUAAAAAAAAACAAAAAAAAUAGAAACAAAAAAUAAAAAUGUCACGAUUGUUAAUUUUUGCAGUAUUAACAAUUUGCAUUGCAUUUAAUUAUGCAGCUGAUUUUUAUCCGACUAAAUAUGAUAACGUUAAUAUUGAUGAAAUUCUUAAUAAUUCAAGAGUUCGUAAACAAUAUUCGAUGUGUUAUUUAGGCACUGGACCGUGUGUAACGUCGGAUGCGACAUUUUUUAAAGAAAUCUUCACAGACGCAAUAGCCACAAAAUGCAAAAAAUGUACAGAGAAGCAAAAGGAGAUUUUUGAAAAAAUUGUCGUUUUUUACAUGAGAGAGGAGCCAGAAGUAUGGAGAACUAUAUUAGGAAAUCUAAUUAAAGGAAGACGAUCAUCGUAGACUUCAAUUUAUUAAUAUAGAAAUUAUAUAAUUGACAAUUUUUAAUAGUUCCUUGCAAUACAUUUUUUUAUUAAUAAAAA
This is a messenger RNA of Leptopilina heterotoma, 551 nucleotides long. Its product is annotated as ejaculatory bulb-specific protein 3-like. NCBI's taxonomy places the organism in Eukaryota, Metazoa, Arthropoda, Insecta, Hymenoptera, Figitidae. Bases 124 to 471 code for a protein of 115 amino acids. The transcript is spliced from 2 exons. The record is from RefSeq and is a predicted model, not a curated record.